UCGUAUCGCCGCCGUCUCGUAACCGUCUGUCAUAGGUAAGUUUCUGCUGCUCCACCUCUGUGUUUUAUAAACUGUUGUUGCAGUCGGUGAAUUCUCCUGCUCAAUUUUAUUGAUCUGCUUCCAAAAUCUAUGGAUAGUUUAGUAAAAGGUUCGUGAUUGCACUUUGUUCUUUAGGUUUCUAGUUCGCAUGAUGAUGCAUAUAUUGAAAUGAGAUAUGAUCUUUACUCUUGACUGAUGUAGGCAAACUCAAAAAAGUAGACAAAUGAGUCGUUGACGCUGCUUACUUUUGCAGAACUCGACUCGCGCGGGCCUCCCCCAUCCCCCAAAUCUAUUAUACCUAAAAAUUAUUUAAACAUUUGAGUACAAAUGCAAACAAAUGAAUUUUGAUUGAUCUCUGUCUUUGUGAUUCACGAGCAGCUCCUGCCCCGAUUAGUUAAUCUGUUCUCCCGAUUUUUGUAAUCGGUGUUGUAAGAAGAAAGCUUCACAUCGAGGACAAAGAUCCUGUUUGGUCAGUACACGGUCGUUUGAUUUCUCAGCGGCAUCCUUUGUCCGAAACAAUGGAAGAAGCUCAUUCAGUGAACAGUCCAAGGCGGGUUCUUAGCUUCUCCAAGAGAAAGAAGCAAAAGCCCUUCGGUUUCCAGGAUUCAGACAGCACAAGGUCAUCUCCGUUCAGAGCAUCACAUGUUCAGGGACCUAAACCCUCUGAGGUGUAUGGUUUUGUAGGCUCCAUCUCUACCGUUGUUGCCACAUUGAUCUUCUUGAUAUGGGCUUAUGUACCUGAUAAACUGUUGGAGUCUAUAGGGAUCCAUUACUACCCAAGCAGGUACUGGGUGUUGGCUAUGCCCACGUACCUGAUGGUGACUUUGCUGCUAGGUUUGGCGUUUUACAUUGGUCUCAACUUCAUCGCCACUCCACACCCUACCUCUCUCAAUACCUUGUUUGAUGAGUAUAGUCGAGAGCCUGGGGAAAUUGAUUCUCAGAUGGAGGAAGGGGACGAGAGGCCUAUAGAUCCAAUCUCUGACAUUGAUAUUACAAGAAUCAAUGAUCUUAUGUUCAACUCAAGUGAUGUCAUGUGAUAUUUUUGCUUAGAUUCUUUAGAAGCUAAAACAAUCUAGCUUUUGAUUUAGUGAUGUAAACUGGAACUGUUACCAUGUUUUUUUUCCUAAUCUUCAUCAGUAAGAGCGGCUCUUUGUGACUCUAGAGGAAACAUCAACAAAUAGGUUUUUUUU
Molecule: messenger RNA, 1229 nt
Organism: Brassica oleracea var. oleracea
Lineage: Eukaryota; Viridiplantae; Streptophyta; Magnoliopsida; Brassicales; Brassicaceae
Product: phosphatidylinositol N-acetylglucosaminyltransferase subunit P
Exons: 3
Coding region: 558-1076 (172 amino acids)
Source: RefSeq, a predicted model, not a curated record